UCAGAUGUCAAGAUCAACCAAUUCCCAAGCUAUGAACUUGUUAAAGAAGUGAAGAGUAUAUUAUCACCCCAAGAGUUUCAGAGGAUCAAAAGCACAUUCCUGGGACCAGUCUUGAAGAUAAUUGGAAGAGGGUUAAUAAUGUCGGGAAAGAUGGUGCACUGUUUCCUGAGCAGAAGUUUGAAAGUUUCGAAGUCUAAUGAAAUAUGGGUACACUUUGGGGGGCAGCCAAUGAGAUUCUCUAUUAGAGAAUUUCAUAUGGUCACAGGCUUGAAAUGCUAAGAAUGGGAGCAGAAUGAAGAUGCAGAGAAGAAGACUUUUGAUUGGGCUUCCACAGACCAGGCGCACACAUGUGAAGACGUGGUCGAGAUUCUGAGAAAAACUAAUCGAGAGGACUUGGAUGAAAGAUUUUGUCUUGCUAUGCUGAUUCUUAUAGAAGGCAUAUUCUUCCAGCGAUACAAAGGAAACAAGUUCCCUGCCAAGAAACUCAAGAAAGCUCAAGACAUAGAAGUCAUAAUGAAUCAUCCUUGGGGGAGAGAUGCAUACAAAUUGUUGCUUUCUUCAAUCAAGAAGAAUGUGCCAUCCAAUCUAGUAAAGAAUAAAUACGAUCUCCAUGGUUAUCCUCUAGCAUUGCAUCUUUGGAUUCUAGAAUCAGUGCCUCUGCUACAAUCUUCAUUCAGCACAAUCAGUGUCAUAGAGAGUCCACAAGCGUUUUUGUGUGAGAAAUACACAAGCACUGCCAGUCCAUCAAUUGCUCAAGUGGAGAACAUUGAAGCAUUGAAACAUCUGAAGGUGAUUAGCAUAUUACCUUCAAUACCUGGUGAUGAAGAAGAUUCUGUAGCUUUAGAGGACAUUAACGAUCAAGACUUGAGCUUUUUAAUGGAAGUUAUUAACAAGGGCUACAAGCUGACAGUUGACGACUGGACUAAAGGCUGCUUGGAUGUUGGUGCAGUGAUGGAAGAAAUAGCCAUCAUGUCGUAUCAGUUACGAAACAAAGAGACCCUAAAACCGUCUUCAUCUGGUGAGUCAAUCAUGGAUAAGUUAGACAACUUAUACAAGAUUGUGCAAGAGGGAUUCAGAACAACAAACACUCGCUUAUCAAAGAUAGAGGAACAUCUAAACAUUCCCAAGGCUGCAAAUACAGAUGAUCAGCAUGAACGCCAAAAUGAUGGUGAGAUCCCUCCAGAUAACACUACUCAUGAUGAGUAUGACCCCAUGCAUGUACCAGAUCCAGUAAUGACAGAGAAUGAUAAUCAGUGUGACACAGAGAAUGAUAAGCAGUAUGAGACAGAGAAUGAGUAUGAUCCCAUGCCUGCAACAAGUCCGUUGAUGACAGAGAAUGAUUUGCAGUGUGACACAGAGAAUGUUCAAGAGAAGAUAACAGAGAAGGAUACUAGGGAAGCCAACACACAAAAUGAAGAUGAGGAUCAAAGCAACAACCAGAAUGAAAAUCGAGAGUUUGAUCCAGAAGAUAGCUAUUGCUUCCCAUCUCCAACACAGUCGUUGUCACAAACAGUUCAACUUCUGGAAGAAGUUGAAGUUAUGUACGAGAAGAAGUGGAGAAAGGGGAUUGUGAGGACAAUUUUUCAAGAAUCUGUACAAGUGUAUAUGUAUGACUCAGAGAAGGAGCAUAUAUUUGAUAAAAAAAACAUAAGGUUCUACAACAAAGAGAAGAUUCUACAUCAAGACUCAACAUCUAAACCUCCUACUCCAGCAAAUCAGAAUCCUAAUGAGGAAACACAACCUGAAAAUUCAACUGCUGAGUUCUAUACUCCAACUGAAGCAAAUACUCAAACACAAACAGAGGUGAUAACAGAGAAGCUGGAUCAAUCAAAUGAGAUGAAUACAAAUGAAGCAAAUGAGAAAACAGAGGAGAUCACUCAAAAGAUGGAUCAAGUUGAUGAGGUAAUAACCCGCAUUGUUGAGGAGACAGUGGAGAUUACUCAGAAGAUGGAUCAAGUUGAUGAGGUAAUAACCCAAAUUGUUGAGGAGACAGACGAGCUUACUAAGAAGAUGGAUCCAGCUGAUAAAGAUGGUGAAGAAGAACAAGAAGGCAAUCAAAAUGAAGAAGAUAGUUAAGAACC
Messenger RNA from Capsella rubella, 2081 nucleotides. Its product is annotated as myb-like protein X. The transcript is spliced from 11 exons. Lineage: Eukaryota; Viridiplantae; Streptophyta; Magnoliopsida; Brassicales; Brassicaceae. The record is from RefSeq and is a predicted model, not a curated record. The coding region runs from base 418 to 2076 and encodes 552 amino acids.